This is a messenger RNA of Caenorhabditis briggsae, 2535 nucleotides long. RefSeq names its product Protein CBR-GLR-6 (gene Cbr-glr-6). Gene Ontology annotation, cellular component: postsynaptic membrane; plasma membrane. The transcript is spliced from 12 exons. Gene Ontology annotation, molecular function: glutamate-gated receptor activity; transmitter-gated monoatomic ion channel activity involved in regulation of postsynaptic membrane potential. The coding region runs from base 1 to 2535 and encodes 844 amino acids. Lineage: Eukaryota; Metazoa; Nematoda; Chromadorea; Rhabditida; Rhabditidae. The record is from RefSeq and is a predicted model, not a curated record. Gene Ontology annotation, biological process: synaptic transmission, glutamatergic; modulation of chemical synaptic transmission; monoatomic ion transport.
AUGUCUGGCCACCUAAAAGUUCUGUUACUGGUUCUACUCCUGUACAAUGGAUCAACUAUACGAAUCGGAUUGAUAACCAGCCACCACUUGGAACAUUCUGUGCGGACAGCUGUGAAUAUCAUAGUGCCAAGAAUAAAUGAGCAAAUCGUGAAGACUCGUGGCGUUUGUUUCAUUUCCCACACGUCAUUCAUUGUACUACGGAACUCGCAUGACGAUUUGAAUGAGAGAAUUUGCGGUUUGGCCAAAUCGGAAGUGACAGUGAUUAUUGGAGUGGUGGACCGAGAAACAGGCUCAAUAAUUGAAGAGCAAUGCGCGGAGCUCAACAUUCUAUUCAUCCACUACUAUUGGACCCCGGGAUAUCAAAAAAAACAACAAACAUCUCUCAAUCUCUAUCCAUCAAUGGAAUAUUCUCAAUUAAUGGAGAGGCUUAUCAAUCUGUGGCGUUGGGAUAAUUUUGUGUACAUCUACUCAAACUACGAUGCUCCGAAGCAGUUGAUCGAAACUCUAUCGCGAUUAGAGAAAAGUCCCGCUUUGCUCCGAGCGCAUACUUUGGACGAUAGUAUGAUGGCAACAGCACUGGCGUUGAGAGACACAUGUGAUCGGAAUCGGUGCUGGCCGAAGAAGAAUCGAGUGCUCAUUGAGCUCAGCCCAAACGAGACGUUAACGUUCUUCGAUGCUUCAUUGAAACUUGGAAUGAUAAGCGUACACAAUUGGUUCCUUAUCACCGCGCUAGACGAUCUGAAGGACCAUCUCUCCCAGUAUACACACAAUGGAAUGCGUGUUUCCCUACUCACUGUAUCUAAAGAGAAAUGGAAUCAGAAUGAUUUGGCUAUCAAACUGCCGGAUAUGUAUCAAGACUACCUGGCACACAUACCAAAUAGUCCUCGGACUCCAUUUAAGGAUUUUGCAUUCAUCUUCGAUUCGAUUCUACUGGCAUGUCACUCUGGAGAGAGAAAAAUCAAAACUUGCGGUGACGACGAGCCAGUACGAAAAUACAAACUUCCCAUUGUCAAGCCGUUCAAAGGGCUUACUGGCACGAUAUCAUUCAACGGGACAAGUGAACGAAGCGAUAGUGAGCUACACAUCUGGGAAAUGGGCAUCACUGGAGCUGGAUUACAUACAGGAACGUGGAAAUCGACUUGGGAAGGGUCUAAAGAGCUCACAAUGCUUGCUAAGAACAUUCCUGGAACCCAUGAGCAUUAUCAAGCUUCUGUCAGAGAAUCGCGAACACUCAAAGUGACGUCAAUUCAUGAGAAACCAUAUGUAAUCGAGAAGAUCAUGCCUGAUGGUCGAGUGAAACAUGAAGGAUUCUGCGUGGAUUUGCUGGAUAAGCUUGCUGAGAUGCUUCAUUUCAAUUACACGCUGAAGAUUGUCAAAGACAAUAAGUAUGGAGAGAGGAAGAAUGGAACGGAUGAAUGGGAUGGAAUGAUUGGAGAAAUAUUAAGAGGAGACGCUGAUAUGGCAGUGGCCCCAAUUACGGUCACAGCGACUCGUCUGGAAGUGAUUGAUUUCACUGAUCCAUUCCUCCAACUCGGAAUUUCCAUGUUGAUGCGUCAACCCAAUCCAAAGGCGUCUUCCUCGUUGACCAGAUUUUUGUGGCCUCUAUCGGCAAGUGUAUGGACCUUCUCCGCCAUCGCCACUGUACUAACAGCCUUACUUGUCACCAUCGCAGCCGUUUUAUCGCCAAAAGAGUCGACAACUGAGUUUAAGGUGCAGAAUUCUGUGUGGUACCUGGUUUGUAUUCUGCUACGAGCUGGAUCUGGAUACAAUUGUCAAGCUGGUGCGACGAGAUUGAUAUCUGCGGUAUGGUGGACAUUUACUCUAGUCCUCAUUGCUCAAUAUACUGCCAACUUUGCUGCGCUGCUGACUGUGGACCGAAAAUCUAUGCCAUUCAAUAGUUUCGAGGAGCUGGGAAAUCAAACGGAAUACAAUUUUGGAGCGAUUCUAGGAGGUUCGACAAUGCAAUUUUUCAAGUAUUCAAGGAUUGAAACUUUCCGACGCUUAUGGGAGAGAAUGCAGAGUGCCGAGCCGUCAGCAUUUGUGAAGACGAACCAUGAAGGUGUUAACAGGGUGUUAAAUGAGAAAUAUGUGUUCUUGAUGGAAUCGGCCACUCUAGACUACCAAGUAACCCAGAACUGCAACUUGACUCGCGUAGGAAACGUUGUCCUUGGCUCAAAUGGUUAUAGCAUUGCUCUUCCGAAAGGAUCCAAGUGGAGAGAAAAGUUAACUAGACAAAUUCUGGAUCUCAACGAGAAAGGCAUCAUUCUGAUGUUGAAGAAUAACUGGUGGAAAAAGUCGCAACAAGAAUGCCAAUCGAGUGAACCUGAAGAUCUACAAACCGCUCUGGGAGCUGAAAACGUUUACGGUUUGUUCCUUCUUCUAGCCCUUGGAAGUGGAAUUGGUGUACUUUGUGCUGUCCUUGAACACACUCACUUCAUUUUCUUCGAGAAGAACAAACGCAAUGGACAGACUCCUAAACUGCAGCAGAUGAUCGAAACGAUUCAUGCUGAGAUUCGGAAUUCUCCUAAAUUUUGA